Molecule: messenger RNA, 1224 nt
Organism: Diversispora eburnea
Lineage: Eukaryota; Fungi; Glomeromycota; Glomeromycetes; Diversisporales; Diversisporaceae
Source: the annotation of a GenBank genome assembly
AUGGAUGAGAAAUCCACUACUGUAACAGUAAGUAUGGAUGAGACUACUAUAAGUACUACUGUAAGUAUGGAUGAUGGUAAAUUGGAUCCUUCUUACGAAAAAGUUAUAGAAUCUCAAGUCCACAUUGACAAUGUUAAAGCUUCCUAUUGGAAAUUAUAUACUUACGCUACCGUGAGAGAUCGGCUUCUUAUGUUUAUUGGCUUAAUAUUUUCUGGAGCGACUGGUGCUACAUUGAUUACUUCACUUCGGAGGUUAACAAUCAUACUUUGGUCUUCGUACACCUCGGUAUCAUUAAUUUUUUCACAACUUAUAUUUAUAUGGGUUGUUGGAAUUACGCGAAAAAUUCGUGAAAAAUAUCUACGUGCAAUUCUUCGUCAAAAUAUUGCCUAUUUUGAUAAAAUUGGAGCCGGUGAAGUUACUACUCGUAUUACUUCAGACAUUCAUUUGAUUCAAGAUGGUAUCAGUGAAAAAUUUGCCAUGGCUUUCCAAUACUUUUGCCAAUUCGUUAUCUCCUUUGUUAUUGCUUUCACUAAAAAUUGGAAAAUGACAUUCGAAAUUUGUUGUCUUAUUCAACUUGUUGGUAUUACUAGUGGUAUCGUAAAUAAAUUAACUGCGGUCUUUAUGAGGCGGUCAUCGGAUUUUUAUUCAUAUUCUGGUAUAAUUGCCGAAGAAGCAAUUAAUGCCAAAAUUGAAGGAAGGAAGAAAGCUAUAACAAGUGGUGCUGGGGUCGGUUUCACUUUUUUCUUUAUUUAUAGUGUUUUUGCAUUAGCAUUUUGGUAUGGUACAAAUUUAAUUCUUGAUGGUGAAAUCACUCCUGGAGAAAUUGUUAAUAUAUACUUCGCUGUAAUAAUCAGGGCCUUUGCACUUGGAAAUAUUACUCCUGAUAUACAAGCUUUCAGUUUUGCUAGUGGAGCUAGUUCAAAAAUUUUCGAAACAAUACAACGUGUUCCACCAAUUGAUAUUGAAUCAGAGGGUGAAAAAAUUAAUAUAAAAGGUUGCAUUUUAAUUAAAAACGUUUCUUUCAUCUACCCAGCUCGACCUACAGUACAAAUUUUGAAUAAUGUUACUUUGGAUAUUGAACCUGGUUCAACUGUUGCUCUUGUCGGUUCAUCCAGUUCUGGAAAAAGUAUUAUUAUAUCACUCAUUCUUCGAUUCUAUGAUCCCGUUUCUGGGGAAGUUCAACUUGAUGUCCAUGAUAUCAAAUCUCUUAAUCUCAAUGGCUAA